Molecule: messenger RNA, 951 nt
Organism: Colletotrichum graminicola M1.001
Lineage: Eukaryota; Fungi; Ascomycota; Sordariomycetes; Glomerellales; Glomerellaceae
Exons: 2
Coding region: 1-951 (316 amino acids)
Source: RefSeq, a predicted model, not a curated record
AUGAAGUCAAUCGGCAUCUUCCCGGGCUCCGGCGCCCUGAGCGGCAGCACCUACGACUACCUCUUGAAGCUUCUACCCGCCGAUCACCUCAUCCUGAUCAACCGGCACCCAGAGAAGGUGCCGCAGGAACACAUCAAGAACGGCGUGCGAGCGCGCAAGGCCUCGUACGAGUCGAGCUCCGCGGACCUCGAGGCCGUCUUCUCGGGGAUCGAAGUGCUCUUCCUCAUCUCUUACCCGAGCCAUGUGCACGAAUAUCGGAGAAAGGUACAACUGCCGGCGAUCGACGCGGCGCGCCGGGCGGGCGUGAAGCACAUCUUCUACAGCUCGCUGGCGUUCGGCCGAGACCUCGGGGACUCGUCGCUGGCCGAGGUGAUGCAGGCGCACCUCGACUCGGAGCGCCACCUCGCCGAGGCGGCGGCGUCGGACCCGGGCUUCACGUACACGGCGGUGCGCGAGGGGCUCUACUCGGAGUCGUACCCGAUCUACACGGCCUUCUUCGACGUCAACGCGCCGGCCGACGAGGUCCUCGUGCCCCACGACGGUUCCGGGCCGGGCGUCGCGUGGGUCAAGCGCGCCGAGCUCGGCGAGGCGACGGCCAAGCUGAUCGCGCAGUACUCGUGGGACCCGGACCACUUCCCGCACGUCAACGCCACGGUGCUCCUGACGGGCCCGCGGGCGUGGUCGCUCGCCGAGACGGUCGCGGUGCUGGGGCGGGCGGCCGGGAAGCCGGGCCUGCGGAUCGUCAAGGUCGACGUCGAAGAGUUCGUCAGGCUGCCGCAGGUGCUGGCGCGGUUCGGGUCGCCGGACAAGGCGCGGACGUGGGCGACGGCGUGGCGGGCCAUCGAGGCCGGCGAGACGGCCGUCGUGACGGACACGCUGCGGGAGAUCAUCGGACGGGACCCCGAGGAGUUUGACGUGACCAUCCAGCGGCUGCGGCAGGGACGAGAUUAA